This is a messenger RNA of Chondrus crispus (carragheen), 2751 nucleotides long. RefSeq names its product Protein argonaute 2 (translation initiation factor eIF2C 2). The record is from RefSeq and is a predicted model, not a curated record. Lineage: Eukaryota; Rhodophyta; Florideophyceae; Gigartinales; Gigartinaceae. The coding region runs from base 1 to 2751 and encodes 916 amino acids. The transcript has 2 exons. Gene Ontology annotation, molecular function: RNA binding; protein binding.
AUGAGCGGCUAUGGCUCAUACCAGCCGCCGGGUGGCGGUGGUCCGGGCUCUGGUCGCUACUCUUCCGAUCGCCCCGACCCGCGUUCCGGCCAGGCUGCGCCGCCGCCGCAGCCGCGCCCGACCAUUGCUGAAGUCGCGCGUGAGCUCGAGCGCGUCGGAGCCGCCGCGCGCAAUGGCCGCUACGGAAAGGAGGGCAGGCAGGUGCAAUUGAAUGUCAAUUGCUACCCGACCGAUCUUUCCGACUUGCCCGAUCUCGUCCGCCACUACGACAUCGUCUUCGAGGCCAUCGAGGAAGACCAGAAACCCCUCCCCGUCGGCAUCGCCACCAAGCUCAUUCGAGAUAUUGAGGCCAACUAUGCACACGAUUUUAGAAACUCGAAGAUCGCUCAUGACGGCCGCAAGAAUGCCUACUUGAAUGUCGAUCCGGGCUGGUCCACCAAGACCUUCCAGGCCGAGCGCGAGGGCACCAAGUACAAUGUCAAGUUCAAUAUGGCCAACAUGGUCCCGACCAAGGAUCUCGUCAAAUACAUUAACAAGGAAGACCCCAAGUGCCCACAUGAGGCCGUCGCCUUGCUUGAUACCGUCUUGAGGACGAGCCCAUUGCGCAACUUUGUGUACACGGGAAAGGCCUUCGGAAUCCCGCCGGAUCUCGACACGGUCUCCAGUAUGAGGUUGGGCGAUGGAUGUGAGGCUUGGGUGUGUUACUACCAGGCAUUCCGUCCGCAUGACACAGGUAUGUUCCUUGCCUUUGAUGUCACCUACAGUGCCUUUUACAUCUCCCAGACCGUCUACGAUUUCGCCGCUGAGAUUCUUGGAACCCCGACCGAUCGCGGCGAUACCGACGCCAUGCAGCCCGCGUUUACCACCAAGUUGACCACAGAUCAGACGAGGAGGCUGGAGAAUGCCAUUCGCGGCCUCAAGAUCAUCCAAAACUACCAGCCUGUGCAGGAGCAAAAGCCGCUCACCGUCAAAAGGAUCACUCCAGAGGCUGCAAGUGAGCUAGCGUUCGAAGACCCCAACUCGUCUCGCAGGGUCAGUAUCGCCGACCAUUUCGCCGACAUGGGCCAGGCACUCAACUAUCCCUAUCUACCCUGUCUAGAUAUUCAGAGUGGCAAGACCGGACACACUUACAUCCCGCUCGAGAAGGCCACAUUCAUGACUGGGCAGAGGCGUCAGAAGCAGAUGAACCAAGAAAUGAAGGAGCGCAUGGCCAACAUCGGUGCGAGGAGCCCCUCGGCUCGUCUGGCGCAGAUCGCUAGUGUGCUCGAUGAUGUGAACAAGCAGACCCAGGAGUACCUCCAGGCCUUCGGUGUCAAAGUGAAUAUUGACAGGCUUGCUGUCCCGGCGAGAAUCAUGGACCCCCCGCUCGUUCAGCUUGGAAAGAAUGUCACCAUUGACGUCCGUCAGAACCCCAAUAAUGAAUUCCACUGGACCAUGAAGAACAACACUUUCUAUCAGACGGGCGAGCCGCUUGUAUCAUGGGGCGUCCUUGUCAUCGCGAAUGACAUUGUCAAGUAUGAAGUGCAGCGUUUCAUCGCAUCUGUUCGUCAUGUCUGCGAGCAAGUCGGCAUGAAGACGGAGGCGCCAGAGAUCGGAUGGAGCCACACCCCAAUUCUGCAGAAGGGAAUGAUGGAGCUUCACGGCCGCAUCAAUAGCAAUCCCAAGUACGGUGGCAAGAAGUGUCAGAUCAUCAUGGUCAUCAAGAAUGACACCGCCACGAGGGACUACAACCAGAUCAAGAACGUGGGCGAUACCUACCUUGGUAUUCCCACGCAGUGCGUGGUCAUGGCCAAUGCCAAGAGCCCCAAGGAGCUCUAUUGUCUCAAUCUCGUUCUCAAGAUCAACGCCAAACUGAAUGGAGUCAACCAUCGUAUCCCUGGUGACAACUUCUCGGCCCUCGGAAAGAGUUUCAUGGUAAUUGGAGCCUCCGUGUCGCAUGCCUCUGGGCUUGAAAGCAAGGGUGAUUCUCCUUCUGUCAGUGCCGUUGUCGGUAGUUUGGACAAGCGUUGUGGUAGACAGGUUGGUACUUUCCGUGUGCAAGAUGCCAAGGCCGAAGGUAUUCAGGACUUUGGCGCAAUGGUCCGUGAAGUAGUUCACAACUUCGCUAGUCGUGAAGAAUUCCUUCCGGACAAUAUUCUUAUCUAUCGCAAUGGUGUUGCCGAUGGUCAAUUUGCAAAGGUUCUCAGUGACGAGCUUGGACCUAUCAGAGAUGAGCUCAACAAGCUCGGGCCGACUCUCAAGAUGGGUCCCUACAACCCGAAAAUCAGUUUCAUCGUUAUGCAGCGUGGUCAUCAUGUACGCUUCGAGCCCAUCGAUGAUUCGCUUCGUGAUCUGUCUGGCAAUUGCCUCCCUGGAACCGUUGUGGACUCCCAGGUGGCGCAUCCCACAAACUUUGAUUUCUACCUCUUCAGCCACAACGGUAUUAAGGGUACCUCUCGCCCGAUGCGUUAUACAGUGCUGAUGGAUGACAUCAACUUCACUCCUGAUGAGAUUCAAGGUCUGACCUAUCGUCUUUGCUACCUCUUCGCCAGGAGCACGAGAAGUGUCUCCAUCGUUCCACCAGUUUACUACGCGGAUCUUCUUGCCGUGCGUGGGCGUGCGUACCUAUCUGCGAGGAAUCCCUCUCGUUUUGAAGUGCGCCCGGACCAGCCACAGAUGCCACUUGCGCAAGAUUCUCCUCUUCCGACGGAGUAUGCAACGGGCAUUCCCAAAUUGCACGAAAACUUGGCUGGCACCUUGUACUAUGUGUAG